AUGGAUGAUGUAGAGGGUCUCUCUGCACCGAUGGAGGUCAUACCUAUGGAGGACGUAGAGGGUCUCUCUGCACCGGUGGAGGUCAUACCUAUGGAUGAUGUAGAGGGUCUCUCUGCACCGGUGGAGGUCAUACCUAUGGAUGAUGUAGAGGGUCUCUCUGCACCGGUGGAGGUCAUACCUAUGGAUGAUGUAGAGGGUCUCUCUGCACCGGUGGAGGUCAUACCUAUGGAUGAUGUAGAGGGUCUCUCUGCACCGGUGGAGGUCAUACCUAUGGAUGAUAUAGAGGGUCUCUCUGCACCGGUGGAGGUCAUACCUAUGGAUGAUGUAGAGGGUCUCUCUGCACCGGUGGAGGUCAUACCUAUGGAUGAUGUAGAGGGUCUCUCUGCACCGAUGGAGGUCAUACCUAUGGAUGAUGUAUAG
Messenger RNA from Oncorhynchus masou masou (cherry salmon), 420 nucleotides. RefSeq lists its product as uncharacterized. Lineage: Eukaryota; Metazoa; Chordata; Actinopteri; Salmoniformes; Salmonidae. The transcript has a single exon. The record is from RefSeq and is a predicted model, not a curated record. The coding region runs from base 1 to 420 and encodes 139 amino acids.